AUGUCUCAAACUAUCACUACUCCUCGCUCGAAGACUACCACAAUCGUGGGAGAUCGUUCUUUGGACGUCGCUGAUCUCGAAGUAAUCAAACUUGAAAGGCUUAUUACACAAGACCUAGUCGAGACAGCGAAACUUUUGAAGGCCGCCGAAUCUCAGGGAUUUUUCUAUCUUACUUUCAAUGAUGACCUCUCGGAGAAAGUUUCAAGCCAUCUUCAGACUUGUUACCUGAAAUCUCAUGAGUAUUUCAGCAAGCCUUUGGACGAGAAAAUGAAGGAUUUCAGGGAGAGUGUGGAUCGUGGCUACAAACCCGGACCAGGCAUUGAAUCAUUUGAAAUCGCUCGGGACGAACAAGCCAGCAUCACUUUACCAAGUCCCUUCGCAGAGCACGUUAGCGCCACGCAGGAACUUGCAGAUAUUUGCGACGCCGUAGUUCGCACCUGCCUCCGCAGCCUUUCCGAUAGCCUAGGUCUUGAUAAACUCUCGCAUCUGGAAAAUUCUCAUCCCGCUUGUGGACCAAGUGACUCGGGGCUGAAGUUCGUCUCUGGUCCAACCCGUGCAAUCGCGGCCGAUGCACCAGAUACUACCCACACCGAUGGUGGUUCGAUCACCUUACUCUGGUGUGAGAAGUGGGCCAGUCAGCUGCGAACAAAGGAGACGCAAGAGUGGCUAUGGAUCGAGCCCAAACGGGAUUGUGUCUUGGUUAACAUCGCAAAUUAUGUACAAGGUCAGACCGGCGGCCGCUUGCACUCCCCAGCCCAUCGAGUGACCCAGCCGACCGAUGGCGUCGAAAACCGAUACUUUGUGUCCUAUUUCUUGAGACCGACGAACUAG
Molecule: messenger RNA, 831 nt
Organism: Penicillium soppii
Lineage: Eukaryota; Fungi; Ascomycota; Eurotiomycetes; Eurotiales; Aspergillaceae
Product: putative oxidoreductase, 2OG-Fe(II) oxygenase family
Exons: 3
Coding region: 1-831 (276 amino acids)
Molecular function (GO): dioxygenase activity
Source: RefSeq, a predicted model, not a curated record